Molecule: messenger RNA, 1272 nt
Organism: Coffea eugenioides
Lineage: Eukaryota; Viridiplantae; Streptophyta; Magnoliopsida; Gentianales; Rubiaceae
Product: F-box/LRR-repeat protein At3g03360-like
Exons: 2
Coding region: 1-1272 (423 amino acids)
Molecular function (GO): protein binding
Source: RefSeq, a predicted model, not a curated record
AUGAAGGGUCCUCUCUCUAGAUGCAAGAUCUGUGACUUUUCUACUGCGACAAAAAGAAAGGCGAGGAGAAAAAUUGCUGCAUUGCUUGUGGAUGGGACGGAGAUUUUGCCGGAUGAGAUUCUGAUUGUUAUUCUUUCCUAUUUGAGUCUGAAGGAAGCAGUAAGGACCAGUGUCCUCUCACAUAGGUGGAGAUGUUUAUGGCACUUCUCAUCUGGUACGCUUGAGUUUGAUUUUGACCGGUGGGAUGCUAAGAAAGGUGGUACCCAUCAAUUAGAAGCAACUAAGUUUGAAAAUUUGGUUAAUCAAGUUCUCAAAUUGCAUCAGGAUGUUAGAGCUUUGGAAUUCGACUUACCCGGAGUUGAUUAUUUCCCUGACCCGGAAAAGUUGUUGUCAAUUUCGAGAGCAGUGAAGCUUCAGGGUAUUGGUCUUUCCUUAUUAACAUCCUUAAAAUUGUUCAGAAUUCACAUCACAGAAAAGAUGGUUGAAUAUCUCUUAUCCAAUUGUCUAUCUCUUGAACAUUUGGGCCUCAAGUAUAUCCAUAAUAUAAAGAAGCUGAGUAUUGUUGGUCCAUCUUUGAAGUCCUUGAUCAUUGACUGUUGCUGUAAGUUGCAAAAUCUGACCAUCUCUGCUGCAAAUCUUGUGUCUUUUGAGUUUGGGGAUUCAUAUAUUGCAGAAUUGCCCAUUAAAUCUCAGAAUGUUCCUAACCUAUCAGAGCUAACACUUCACGGAUCGUGGACUUCAGCUUUCCUUUUCAGAAGUAACAAGCAUUCAACAUAUUGCUGUCGUGUGGAGAAGCUUGUUGUAUGUGUACCUGGCCUGAUUAUGAUUGAAGUGAGCGAAUUUACAGUUUUUUCCUUUAGAAAACUCCCUCCAUUACGAUGUCUCAAACAGCUGGAGUUGGUAUUGUGCACUGCCGCUUAUCAAAGCCUAUGCUUCUUUGUCUUGCUGACUGAGGCGUGCCCUUUCUUGUCAAGACUUGUAAUUCAGUUCAUCUAUGAUUUGAAAGGGAUAAAAGAGAAUAUGUUCUCUGCUCUGUGUAGUUACGGAAGCAAAGGUCCCCUUACAGCACUCGAUUCGUAUCGCCUUGAACAUCUUAAAGUAGUGAAGUUGAUGUAUUUUUCUUUUUAUAGGACUCAAUUUAAGUUUUUGUUGUCCUUGGUUCAAAUUGCUAACAUGCUUGAAAAGAUAAUUAUUGCUCCUAGCACCGGGUAUAACCGUAAGGAUGGCAGUGCAAAAGCACGAGAAUGCACCAAGCAGCUGAAGCAAAGUUAG